This is a messenger RNA of Onychostruthus taczanowskii (white-rumped snowfinch), 2620 nucleotides long. It is a transcript of the gene AQP1, whose product is annotated as aquaporin 1 (Colton blood group). Gene Ontology annotation, cellular component: membrane. Bases 108 to 923 code for a protein of 271 amino acids. The transcript has 4 exons. The record is from RefSeq and is a predicted model, not a curated record. Gene Ontology annotation, biological process: carbon dioxide transmembrane transport; hyperosmotic response; renal water transport. Gene Ontology annotation, molecular function: ammonium channel activity; carbon dioxide transmembrane transporter activity; water channel activity. NCBI's taxonomy places the organism in Eukaryota, Metazoa, Chordata, Aves, Passeriformes, Passeridae.
UCCUCCAGAUUUCUCUUCAGACCUCAAAGGGAAAAUAUCAGGCAAAGGAAGGGAGAGAGGGAGAAGGGAAAGUGAGGAGGGGAGAGAGAGAGAAAGAAAGAGUAAAGAUGGCUAGUGAAUUCAGAAAGAAAAUAUUCUGGAGGGCAGUGGUGGCUGAGUUCCUGGCCAUGAGCCUUUUCAUUUUUAUCAGCAUUGGCUCGGCUCUGGGCUUCAACUUCCCCGUGGUGGCCAACAAAACGUCAACGAGGUCUCAGGACAACGUGAAGGUUUCUCUGGCUUUUGGGUUAUCCAUCGCUACCAUGGCACAGAGCGUGGGCCACAUCAGUGGGGCGCACCUGAACCCAGCUGUCACCCUGGGGCUGCUGCUCAGCUGCCAGAUCAGCAUCUUCAAGGCGCUCAUGUACAUCCUCGCCCAGUGCCUGGGGGCAGUGGUGGCCACGGCCAUUCUCUCAGGAGUCACCUCCUCUCUCCCAGGAAACUCCCUGGGGCUUAAUGCUCUUUCAGAGGGAAUCAAUGCAGGCCAAGGGCUGGGAAUUGAAAUCAUUGCCACCUUCCAGCUGGUGCUGUGUGUCCUGGCCACCACAGACCGGAGAAGGAACGACGUCUCGGGAUCGGCACCUUUGGCCAUUGGUCUCUCCGUUGCCUUGGGCCAUCUUCUUGCUAUUGAUUACACUGGCUGUGGAAUUAACCCAGCCAGAUCUUUCGGCUCAGCGCUCAUCGCCAACAACUUUGAAAAUCACUGGAUUUUCUGGGUUGGCCCAAUCAUUGGAGGAGCAAGUGCUGCCCUGAUUUACGACUUCAUCCUGGCGCCCAGAACCAGCGACCUCACCGACCGCAUGAAGGUGUGGACCAGUGGCCAAGUAGAAGAGUAUGACCUGGAAGGGGAUGAUAUGAACUCCCGGGUUGAAAUGAAGCCAAAAUAAAGAAGGGCAUGGAGAGAGGCUAAAAAAAAAAAGAAAAAAAAGAAAAAAAAAGAAAAAAAAGCAGCACAUUGGUUUCCGAAGAUUUUAUCAGUGUUAUAGACUCUUUGUAAACCAGCAAGCAGUACUUUGUUUUUUUUAAUUCAAUACAGUUUUCCUUUUUUUUUUUUUUUUUUUUUUUUUUUUUUUUUUUUUUUUUUUGUUUUUUGUUUGUUUUUACCCCAAUCCUAAUAGCAUUUUUUUAUAUCUGGGGUUUUUCAAUUACAGAGUUUUUAGGUUGAGAAGUCACGACCUAAACAAAAUGGGGUGAAGUUUAUUUAGGUCACCUUUGCACGACCUAAAUAAACUGGGGCUGAAGUUUAACCCUUCCCUUGGUACCACCCAAUUUUGAGGUAUAUUUAGCAUGGGGGGUUCUCCUACCAUAACACUCAGUAAUAAAUAGUUCCAAUGACCAGUUUGUUUCCUGAAAGAAUAGAUAUUGGGGACAGAGAAUCAUCUGGACCAACAACGGAGGCCUUACACUUGAAAAACCAGUAUUUAUACAAAAAUGCAAGGCUGGCAUCUAAUACCAGCAAUGAAUGGGAAAAAAAACAGUUUCAAAUCAGUGUCCAAAAGAUCUUUUGUAAGGAAAGGUUACUAAAGAUUAUUUGCUAUGUAAAAUUACCCAUAAUUUCCUAAAUUAUUGAUCAUAUUUGAGAAAGAGGGCCAGGAAAGUUAGAAUUUCCAGACUCACAGGAUCUUUCAGACUUUCUAGUGUUUCAUUCUCCCUGAACCUCCAUCCAGUUUCUUGUGUGGGGAGAAUAUAUGUGACAAAGAAAAAAAAUAUAUAUGAUAUAAUAACUCCUGGGAAGUAAUAACUAGAAUUCAAAUUGAAGAGUAGCAACAAUGGCAACAAGAGUGAUGUGGUACAGGAUCUGUGAUGUAAACAGGAUCUGAUGGUUCCUGUGACUACUCUGAUUUUGUUCACCUUGUGAAAUUUAUCAUGUGAUUUAAAGCAAAACAAGGAGAAAAGAAGUCCCCUUUCUCACUGACCCUAUUCCAACAGCCAGCUGUGACCUUCAGGGACCACAAACAGAUGAACACAUGGUAUAUUUUCUAAUGAGGGACAAAUACAUAACUGUAAGUCCAUUUUGGGGGUGGUUGCUUUGUUUUUAUAUAUAUAUAUAUAUAUAUAUAUGUUUAUAUAUAUGUUUUAUACAGAAAGCCUAGUGUACUGUUUUGUAAGAAAAUAAGAGCAUAAAGACAAGUGGAAAGAAUUGCAGCAGUGCUUAGCAAAAUAAACGACACUGGAAAUGAGAAAGAAAAUUAACACUCUAAAUGACAUGGAAGAUUAUUUUCUGUUUAAAUUUGUGUGUGUGCGUGUGCUACUUAUGAUUUCCUGAGUAACCCAAAGCAUUAGCUGUUCCUACCUACUAACUAUAGAAUAUAGUUAAAGCAGACACGUGCUGAUAUACUUGUUCUGCACUAAACAAUUUUCCAUAAGAAAUGAGGCCCAGAGGAACUGAUGGAAAAUCAGCACACUCCAUCAUUCAGCAAAACCCUCCAGAGGUAAUGGGAUGGAUUCUCCUGUCUGAGAGACAGUGUGGGAUUGGGAGGUGAGGUAGGAUUGGCAUAGGAAUCAGUAUGGAUUGGAUCAUUUAAUCAACUUGAGCAGUUGGACAAUAAAAAAAGAAUAAAAAUGAAAAUACCAGCAAAAUAAA